Molecule: messenger RNA, 1011 nt
Organism: Didymodactylos carnosus
Lineage: Eukaryota; Metazoa; Rotifera; Eurotatoria; Philodinida; Philodinidae
Source: the annotation of a GenBank genome assembly
AUGAUUAGUGAAUAUAAAUCAUUUAUAUGUUCAGAAUGUGAAAGACCGCGUGAUAUUGUAUGCAAACAUUGUUCACGAAGUUAUUGCGAAAUAUGUGCAAGUUUUCAUCGUGCCGAAAUAUUUAAUCAAAUGCGUGAUAUUCUCAAUCAAAUGACAUUAAAUCGUGAACAAGGGAUAAAAGAAGUGAAAGAAUUUAUUGAAAAACAAGCACAAGAUGCCAAAGAUCAAGCAAGAAUUUUAGUUGAAGAUGUUAUUCGACGAGUAAAAUAUUCAUUAAGAAAUAUAGACAAUUAUGUAGAAGAACGACGAAUAAGAAAAUUGAAUCGAUUGAAUGAGGCAUUAAAAAUAUUUGAUAAAGACUUUGAGCUGUUACAGACACAUUAUAAUGAAGAAAAAUUCUUAUCGUCAAAACAACUGUGUGAAUUACGUUCCAGUUAUGCGGCGAAUAUGUUUGAACAACGAAAAAAUGAUCAAUCAACAAUACCAACACAGACCGAAGAACAAAAAGAAAAUGAAAUAUUUUUCAAAAACUAUCGACUCUAUAAAGAUUUGUUGAAUCUUCGAGAAAAAUGGUCAUUUUUGAAACCGGCAAUGACAACAAGUUAUCAUCCUGACAAAAAAGAAUUCACAUUAGAUAAAGUAUUAACAUUUUUAGAAUAUCGACACGAUCGAAUUAUUGAUGAUUAUCGAGAAUAUUUAGAAACAAAAAAUAAACUACCGGUUGAUCACAGAAAUGAAGCGUUAUUAAAUACUUUGUCAUUUUUUCAAAAAAAAUCAAAAUUAGUGGAAGAAGCCCAAAAUUUUUCCUAUUGUACAAGUAAAAAUACUAAUGAUAAAAUAACAGCCGAAGAGUCCAUAGCAGAGCAAGACGACACAAUAUACGGUUCAUUAAAACUCCAAGAUAAUAGAGAGGAAGAACCAUCCUCUUGGAAUUCAUCUAAUAACAGUGAUUAUGACGAAGAUGAGCCAAGUACGGUGAUUGGUGACGAUUUAAUAUGCAAAACUAAAUGA